GGCGGACUAGCUCCGCCCGUCAGCCGUGCGUCUCCUCAGCCCUCAUUCAAAACAGAACACAGCUGUUGCGAGGCGCAUCGUCGUGUCCUGAGCGUUAGCCUCCAAACUGUUAGCUGUCUGCUGCUUUCUGAUGAACCCGCUGGAAUAUCGAAGGAAGGAAGAAGAUAACGGCUUCACUUCGGUGAGUUAAAGACCAGUACAGCAGGAGCCAGCCUCAGAGAAAGACAGGACUUGAUAGACAAAGACAGCCACACAGAAACAACAGGCUAACCUCACGUCCAACACUAUGCGCAUCUGACACACAACUGAGGGCCGGGCGGGCUUUGCUGCAGCUGAGGAUGAUGAAUGGUCUCGUGCGCUAGAGCUAGAUGGUGUGGGAAUGAUGGACCUCCCUAAUGGCCAAUCAAGCAUCACCACCAACGCUGCAACAGUCUCUGAGAAGAGCAGCAGCUCAGAGUCUCUCAGCGAUAAGGGUUCUUCGGACCUGAAGAAGAGUUUUGACGCUGUUGUUUUCGAUGUGCUGAAGGUCACUCCCGAAGAAUAUGCAGGCCAGAUUACGCUCAUGGAUGCUCCUGUGUUCAAAGCCAUCCAGCCAGAGGAGCUGUCAAGCUGCGGCUGGAACAAGAAGGAGAAGCACAGCUCUGCUCCAAAUGUUGUGGCCUUCACUCGCAGGUUCAACCAGACGAGUUUCUGGGUGGUACGAGAGAUCCUCCAUGCACAGACGUUGAAGAUCAGAGCUGAAGUGCUGAGUCUGUACAUUCGCACUGCCAAGAAACUGUGCGACAUGAACAACCUCCAUGCGGUCAUGGCUGUGGUGUCAGCGUUACAAAGUGCCCCCAUCUUCAGGCUUACCAAAACAUGGGCGUUACUGAGUCGAAAGGACAAGGCAACGUUUGAUCGGCUCGACUACCUGAUGUCCAAAGAGGACAACUAUAAACGUCUGAGAGACUUCAUCAGCAGCCAGAGCAUGGUCUCUUGUAUACCAUACCUAGGGAUGUACCUGUCUGACCUGACAUAUAUAGACUCUGCCUACCCCUCCACGGGCAGCAUACUGGAGAACGAACAGAGAUCAAACCUGAUGAACAACAUUCUCAGAAUCAUAUCGGACCUGCAGAGAUCAUGUACCUACGACGUCCCAGUGUUGCCUCAUGUGCAGAAGUAUCUCAACUCAGUCAGAUACAUUGAGGAGCUGCAGAAGUUUGUGGAGGAUGACAAUUACAAGUUGUCACAGAAGAUUGAGCCAGGCACCAGCACACCGCGAGCAAACGCCUCCAAAGAGGAUCUUGUCGGCCAGGAAGCGUCAGCAUCUCCUCUCUGCGGCCGUAAAUGUACGGUAGCAGCUGAAGGAACCAAAAUCCCGGCCACGCCGCCCUCCCCCAGGAACCUGCUGCCCUACGGCCACAGGAAGUGCCACAGCCUGGGCUACAAUAGUUUUAUCCAUAAGAUGAACACAGUAGAGUUUAAAAGUGCUACGUUCCCCAACGCUGGUUCUCGCCACCUGUUGGACGACAGUGUGAUGGAGAGCCACAGUCCCACCAGGGGACAAGCUGAGAGCUCAACUCUGUCCAGCGGUAUUUCACUUGGGAGCAGCGAGGGCUCUGAGCUCAGUGAAGAGGUGUCUUGGCCUGCUUUUGAGAGGACUCGGUUCUAUCACUCUCUGGGCCCAGUGACCCGCGUGGCCCGCAUCCCCUACAGAGGAGUCCUGAGGCCCAGCAGCUCAGCGGAGUCAGAGGAGCUCGCAGUUCACUUGUAUCCUGGAGCAGUCACAGUGCAGGGGGUGCUGAGACGGAAGACCGUGCUCAAGGAGGGCAAGAAACCAACAGUGGCGUCAUGGACCAAAUACUGGGUCGCUCUCUGUGGAACCCAGCUUUACUACUACCCUGCCAAGUCCCUGAAGGCCACUGAGAGAAAACAUUUCAAGUCGACGUCCAGUAAGAGUGUGUGCGUGGUGGGUCUAAUGGCCAUGAUGGCUGACGACCCCGAGCAUCCUGACGUCUUCUUACUGACGGACUCCGAGCACGGUAACACCUACAAGUACCAAGCAGGGAACAAAACGAACGCUUCGCUCUGGUUCAAACAUCUGAGUGCUGCCUGUCAGAGCAAUAGGCAACAGGUGCCAGCCAAUCUGAUGUCAUUCGAGUGACCGAUGCUGAGGAGUGUGACUGAGCAAAAGGAGAGAGAGAGAUGAGGAAACAGAUGAGGAGGAUGAGGAGGAGUAUUGACUCAGUCGUGGGAGCUUUCACUGCCAUGAGCCCUGACCGCCGAUUCUCCGAUUCUAGCCCUGGCCUCACUGCAGCCUCACCUGCCACCACUGCCUUAACCAGAGUACCCUGUGUGUGUAUGCGUGUAGAUGUGAGAGAAUGUGAGUCUGUGUGUGUGUGUGUGUGUGUGUGUGUGUGUGUGUGUGUGUGUGGAUGGAAGUGACUGUUUUGGGUGUACCGACUACUGAACAAGGACCUGCACCACUGCUCUCGUCUCCCAUUUGCCCUCAGUGUCUUUUGUUUUUAGUCUUCAGCACUUCAGUGGAGCCAUUCGACUUCUCCUCUCCUCUCUCACAGACAGACUGUCCUCGGAUGGACAGAAAUAAUCCUCUCCUCUGUUAUGCUUUCCUUUUUAAGGGGUUAACUAUUUUUAAUUGUGUUCCCCUGCCAUGCUCGAAUGCAAGAUUUCCGCCUUUGGAAUGGGCUGGACACACAAUCACAGCACGCACACUCACGUCGGACUAACCCGCUGGACUUUGGAGGGUUUGAAAACACUUUUUUUUUUAACUUACUCAGUUCACACUUUCAAUUGUUCUCUUUAUUCACUUGUGUUGGCUUGGAGUCACAUGCUUAUUUACAUGAGCCAUGCACUCACACUCUCUCACACACACACACACACACGCACACACAGGCCUAUCUGAUUGCAUCGUCGUAAAACGUAAGGGCUCUGAUUCGCAAUCGAUUCCAGCAGAAACAAUUCCCACACUUCCUGAAUGUGUCUAGUUUUUAUUACAGAACUUUCCCCCUUCUUUCUCAUAUACUCGCUAAGUGUUCUGUACGUAUGUGUGUGUUUGUAUAACUGCACUGGGUGGGAGGGCAAAAUACUUGCUUAUCUUACAGGAAUCUCAUCUGUGUUUUCCACAUUGGUACGAUCGUCCCAGAAUCUAAGCUAAGACGUGUUCACGGUUGGAGAGUUAAUCCUUUUACAAACCUUCAUUUUUGUUUUCUCCAGUGUUGUCUGCUCUCUGUCGGCUGCCGCUCGGUUCACCAGACUCACACACACACUAAACACUAAAGACUUGAAGCUGUGAAAGAGUCCAGGAGACAGAGAGAGCAUCGAGGACAUCUAAUACAUGAUUUUAUCUCCUCUUCUUCAUGUUGCUUAAUAUGGUCAGAGCCUCUGGUCUGGAGCAGACAUUCAAAGCUACCUGGAGCCAUACAGAGUCUACUUUAAAUCUUGUUUGUUUAUAUUGUUUUUGUGUUAGUUUUUUUUUCCUUUUUUGGGAGGGAUGGUGCAGUUCACAGUAUUACCAUGUAGUAGAUGUUUGCACGUCAACGUAGUUUUGUCUGUUACAUUUGAAUGUUACAUUUUUGUGUUUUUCUCACCUUUCGGAGCAGUUAUUUUGAACAUUUUAUGUACAUGUGAAUUUUCUUUUUCUUUUUUUGCCCCUUACUCUGUUAACUAGGACCCAGUUCAGUGUAAUGCCCUAACUGUGUUACAUCUGAUUUGGAAUAGCAUAAGCACCUUGGUUGUCAUUAGUGCCAAGUGAUGUAACGUCACUGUUGCUCUGCGUGAGGACGAGCAGAGCUGCAGUGGCAUCAGAUGUAGUGUAGGUGCUGGCAUGUUUCAGUGUGGAAAACCUGGGAUUUACAGUUUCCUCUGUGCUUCACACACGUCUCACGGUGCCAGAAAUAGACUAUUGCUGUUGGUUAUCGUCGGGAGCAAAUCGCAUCCACAUGAAAAAACAUGAUCAGGAUGACGGAGAGGACAAUGAUGGGGAGCUUUUUGCCCAGUAAUAUUCAUCAAAUUCUAAUCUCUUUUUUUUUAAAAAAACAGAUGUUUACAUUGUAUGUUUACACAAUCUUUUGCCCCAAAUCACAAUCCCAUCAGUGCUCCAUGUGAGUUGUAUAAACCUUGGUAUUACAGGAUGUAGAAACAAAGUGUCCCAUCUGUCAGUGGGGUAUAUUAAAGGGUAAUGUCUGUAUUAUUUUUAAAGCUGGCCCCUAUUUUCCCAUGAGUCUGUGUCUCAGUAAGUAAAGGGAACAACUGUUUUUAAUACUGGCUCACUAUUGAGCAAGCAAAACAGGCUGCAGUGUUAUCACUUGGGUCAGUUUCCAUUCACGUAAAGUGUUUGUUUUUGCCACUGACAGGCUCAGAUUGUUUUAAGUGUCUGACCACAUUGUGGAAAGGAUCCCGACAGAGAUAGACAUUUAUGUUGCAGAGUAAGAUCCUCUUUGAUUCACCAGAAACAGCCAAACCUACCAGACUCCAUUUAAAUAAACAGUGAUUUAAGCAUGUAUAGAGGCAGCAUAUUUCACGUCUGACUGGGUGAAUAAAGGGUUAAUUCAAACCAAUCUAGAGAUGGUGAUUGCUGGAGCAGUGGAAAGAUGAACCAAGGUGGGUUUUGUAAGUUUUAUUAUGCUUCUAUUGACUUUAAAUGAAGUGUCUUUCAGCCCUAAGAACCAGAGUGUAAGUGACAUUUGACCGACAGGACAGGCCAAAACAAAAAAUCACCACACUCUGUCCUGACUAUUUAUAGUAAUUUAAAUGUUAAAUAUUAAAACCUUGUAAACAUGUGGAGGACAAUAUACUUAAUGACCAAUAUUUAUUGAUUUAUUUUUUUUAAAAUAAGUUAGUGCCAUUACACCCUUUUGGCCCUAAAUAGCUCAGUGUGCUCAGUGUUAAGUCUUUUAGUUUUUGAUUAAUAAUUCUGGGUUGGUUUGGAAUUCAUUAGCACCAUUUUAGCAGCAGAAAGAGAUCAUUCAGAGCUUCCAUUUGAUACAUAUAUAUAUAUAUAUAUGUGUGUGUGUGAACUGUGGAACUAAUUUUACAAUUGUAAAAUUAACGCUAAUUUAACGUCUGUUGAGUUUGGCGUCAGUUUCUGUUUAAAGAAAAAGGAUCUUGCUCUUGAACAAACAGGUCUGUCUCUGUAGCAGUCUUUUCCAAAAUGUUGUCAGACACAACCUGCAGGUUCACACCAUGGAGUCUGGUGGGAUUGGUGAUAGUGAUUUUAGGGCUGUUUUUGGUGAAACAAAAAGGAUCCUACUCUGAAAUAAAGAGGUCUAUCUCUGUAGGGGCCCUUUCCAUAAUGUUGUCAGACACUUAGAAUAGCAGUUUGAGCCUGUCAGUGGCAAAAACAAACACAUUAGAAGACAUAAAUUGACGACGCAAACACACCCUGAGUGUUUACAUUACAGCCUGUUUUACCAGCUGCAGCCCUCUCACUCAAUACUGGCCCAGUUUCAAAAACUGAUGCUCCCAUCAGUCACUUAGGCAGAAAAACAUGGGAAAAUAGGGCCCAGGUUGAAAAUACUCAUGUCACCCUUUAAGCUCAGAGUUAGUUGCAGGUUGUUGAAAGGGUGUGAUGGGAUCGGGAGGUGAACCUAUCCACUGGAUCCCCUCUAAUGUGCUUCACUCAGUCUUCUCCAGGCCAAUAUCCAGUCGAUAGAAGCACACUGAUGUAUUAAAACUCACCUCAACACAAGUCAACAAUUCAAACUUUUAGGUCAGACAAACAACAACAGACAGUUUAGUGCCCGUGAAGAGAUACUCAGUCCUUAGUGUAAUGACUAUAGAGGAGAUGGGAGUGGAUGAACCUGUGGAAGAGUGAAUGAGGAAGCCAAAGACAGGCAUAUGUAAAAUGUGUAUGCAUCUGUGUGCCUGUGCAUACUUCUCUAUUUUUCUAAAAUGUUGUAAUUCAAGGCAGAAAGGCAAUCCCUCGAGGCUGCCGUCACUGCUGGGGAGUGAGUGUGACCGCUUAAUCUUAUCGUCUGUGUGACUGACUGCCAGCUCGUGCCACAACUCCACGCAGGACGACUCAUGAGCAGAUAAGAAGUGUAAACUGGUCUGUGUCCACUGUGGCCUGUGAAAGAGGUUUCUUUUUUUUUUUCUUUUUUUUUUGCUGCAUAAUGGAGCAGAGACUGUUUUGAUUUUUGAUGUGACAAAAUCCCAGAGCUGGAGCACUAUGGAGGCUGAUUGUUGCUGAUGUUUGAAUCUGAUUGGCUGAAAUGGGAGAGGCACAAUCUAGAGUUCAGGGCGUUUAGAGACUGUUUACCUGAUGGUGGAGCUCAACCUGCUGUCUGCUGCGAGAUACUGACAAAUUGGUGCAGUUAAAUAAGAACGGACGCUGUCUCAAAUAACUCUGAGAAAAAGACUGUGAACAGAAGGAGCUGGGAUGUAAACAAACCCAGUGUAGACAGCCAACAUCCUCUUCACAUUUCCCCUCUGAUUUGCUAUAUUAAUUGAGAUGUAACCGAUAUGGAUUCUUGAGUUACAUGUUUUAUACCUAUUCAGACCUUUGGGGCCGUCUGGGAAGGUUUAUUUGAAUCAAUUUGGGUUUAACAAUCUGUCCCCAGAUCAUGUUGAGCGCUUUUCGUGAGGUUUUCCUCACCGUAACCUGAGUUUACACAGUUUUCUUUCCUUUUUUUUAUAUUAUCAUUUCUGUAACGGCGUAUGGUCAAAAUAAGGGAAACACUCUGGUUUUGGGAUGUUUUGUGGUUUUAGCUGACUCAUUGCUUUGAUUUCAGGGCCAAUCACUGCUCACAUAAUUACCCCACGAUUGUCUACUUUGGGAUAAGAGUGGAAAAUUCAAAGCGCUCCUCGUUUAGAAUAAUUUUUGGGUUAUUACGAGAAACUUGAUGCUUGAAAUUUCCCCCUCUCUGUGGCGAGAGUUCGUGUUGUUUCCUUUAAAUUGACCAUACUGUCUACAAAUGCACAAUUUCCCCUGUAUUAACUGUUGUGAGUGAAUCUGCCUUCUGAAUUCAUUCUUUUUUAACAGUGAUGAAACAUGUUUAACAGUUGAGAUGAAGGUGUGGACCAGAGGAGGUGUUUUCAGCGCAGUUAUACAGUGUGUCCUCUGAUUUGGUGGAAGAGUGGAAUCAAUGUGAAUCUGGACAGGCAUCAUUCACUGUUUACCAACCACCUUUGUUUAAUUCACUGAAGGGUGACGAGGGUGAUGUGUAAAUGACCUUUGACCUUCGCCCUGUACCUGGCUCUGCGUGUGUCUGUCUCUGUCUGCCUGUGACAUGAGUGUGGCGAGCGCUGUGACCUCACUGCUGAGUGAUGCGCUGCCUGGUGUGAAGACUGAGAACCAAUAAACACUCUGCCCUUUUUUACUCCACA
Messenger RNA from Epinephelus moara (kelp grouper), 7323 nucleotides. RefSeq names its product Ral GEF with PH domain and SH3 binding motif 2 (gene ralgps2). The transcript has 21 exons. Lineage: Eukaryota; Metazoa; Chordata; Actinopteri; Perciformes; Serranidae. Gene Ontology annotation, biological process: Ras protein signal transduction; positive regulation of GTPase activity. Gene Ontology annotation, molecular function: guanyl-nucleotide exchange factor activity. The record is from RefSeq and is a predicted model, not a curated record. Bases 380 to 2143 code for a protein of 587 amino acids. Gene Ontology annotation, cellular component: plasma membrane.